GAGCUGAUAUAAGUGCGCCAGGGAGCAAGGGGCGAAAGUUUGGGCAGAGGCUGCUCGGGGCUGACAGGCGGCGGCGGUACCACCAGCAGCAGCAGGACCCGGGUUCGAAUCCCACAGCGGCAAGGGUUGUGUGAAGAUUUGAAGCUAAUUCUGCACUGCCUUGCCCAGUCGCCAUAUACCAAGAAUGCAUUUGGAGAUCAAGGUGGCUUUAAAUUUCAUUAUCUCCUACCUGUAUAACAAAUUACCCCGGCGACGUGCAGACCUGUUUGGGGAGGAGCUGGAGCGGUUGCUAAAACAGAAAUACGAGGGCCAUUGGUACCCAGAAAAGCCGCUGAAAGGAUCUGGUUAUAGGUGUGUCCAUAUUGGAGAAACUGUGGACCCCAUCGUUGAGCAGGCCACGAGGAGGAGUGGGUUGGAUAUUGAAGAUAUUCGGGCUAAUGUUCCUCAAGAGUUGAGCCUCUGGAUUGAUCCUUUUGAGGUGUCCUAUCAGAUUGGUGAGAAAGGAGCUGUGAAGGUCCUCUACAUGGAUGACAAUGAGAAUAGUGCAGAAUUGGACAAGGAGAUAAAGAGCAGCUUUAACCCAGAGGCCCAGGUUUUCACUCCCAUCACUGACCAGGGCAACUCCUUGUCCAAUUCCCCUUCUCCAUCUUUUGGGAAUUCUGUAAGCCCCACCUUCAUCCCAAGGUCAACUCAGCCAAUCACAUUCACGACUGCAGCCUUUGCUGCCACCAAAUUUGGGUCCACCAAGAUGAAAACUGGAGGCCGGAGAAUGGCUCGUUCUCCCACCAAUGGUUUGAUGAAGCAGAAGGGGUUGUCCACAUCGAUGCACUCACUGGUCCUUGGAAACAACCAGAUGCCACCAUCCUCCCUUUCUCCAAAUGCCAAGGAAUUUGUCUACCCUGGUUCACUGAGUUUGUACUUCGGGAAUGAAAACCAGUCAUCCUCUGGCCCAGCUCCAUUCCCUAAUGCCUUUGAGGUGCCACCAAUCUACAAUAAUAACAACUUGGGAGAGAAGACCCCAUUUGUCGAAGGACUUGACUUCAACUUGAACACCAUGCAGUAUCCUAACCAGCCAUUUCAGCCAGUUGUCUUGGCUAACUAAAAUAUGUAGUGAAGAAUCCUUUCUAUACAUAGAACACAAAGAAGGCCAACACUAAGAUUAAUUAAAGUUGAAGAGCACUUCGGGAACAGUUUAACAUUUAACCUCUAAACCCCACUUGCAGUCUCAAACAGUGUUCACCAUCUCCCAAGUUGUCAAAUUUUUUUGAAAUAUGUCCAUCACAUUCAUGCAAUCCAUAGGGAAGUUGUAGGUUUGAGUUAUAGUGAGUUUUCCUAUCUCAUUCUAUAUUCCACUCCCCCAAAGGUGGGAGGGGGGAACAGGGCACCAAAGUCCAUCUUAAAAGAAAAGUGGAUGACUGAAAUAUUGGAAUACUCCAAAAUUGAGUAAAAUAAAAAUCACUAUUUGUAACUGGCAGUCUUAUCCGUUUCUCACAGCAGUUAGAUAUGGGGCAUUACCUCACAUCUGUGCCAGUAUUUCUGUGUUUGAUUUUUGCACUGUAGUAGCAGCUGUAUCACAGUUGCUAGGAGAACACAUUAUUUCCCUUUUUUCAAAUUAUUGCUAUAGUGCUACAGGAUGGGAAGCCAUGACCGACAAUUUAAGUUUGGCAGGUUCACAGUGAAGCAGAAUUCUGCUAAUAUAGCAUUUUAAUGCGAUUAGUGUAUGUCUUAACUGGUUGUCCACGGAGUCUUGACAUUCUUCCUGUUUGCCCUCACUCCCCCCUCCUUCCUUUUAAAACUCCAAGUGUUGUCAAAAAGAACACCUCGCUCUGAACUGCAGCAGAACCUGUCAUCUUGGUGUUAAAGGGCUUUGAAGUUCUUCGUUCAUGCUAAUCUCAUUUUGGAUAACUACUGUACUAUGGCAACUAGCAAAAAAAAAAUCUUGUGAAGCUGUGGCAUGUACUGUGGAUCCUGCUAUUUGGACAAAAUACUACACUGCAUUGUGCUAGCUGGUUUAAAGUUUUACAUUGAAGAUCUACAGUACCUUGCAUCUCACCGAGAACCACCUACUCUUCAGAUUAUGCUGCAGGUUUGGUGAAGUGAGCACUCCACAAUUGUGCCAGAAGUAGCUGUUUUCAGAGAUUUUUUUAACGGGGUGUUUGUUUGCAUCCUAGAUAUUGGUGAGCCUUUUGGAGUACUCUAGUUUUAAAACUCAUUUCUUUCAUUUUCCAGUUGGGCUAUUUGAGCUCUGCUGUCUGUUCCUCUUCUUACUGUGUGAAGAGAAUGAUGCUCCACUUGGUCUAAGGAUCAGUCAACACCCCCCUCCAAACAAAGUCAAAUGUUUGGCUGGUGGGAGGGAAAGUACCAAACCUCAGGAAGAAUUUCUGUUGUGGAUGCCACAAGACAUUCACCUCAACUGUGAGAUACGACAAAGGAGAAGAGAUCAAAGACUGCACUGGAUUUGAGUAACUGGAGUCAGGGAGUGUGUUUUGUGAUACUUGUCUGUAGCUGGUCAGGAAUUGAGUGCAUAAGUCAUGUUAUCUGUUGAAAAGCUCUGCUUCACAACUGGUUCCUGCUGUGUUCAGCUGUCUACAUGUACCAGGUUCACACCAUAUGUCCAUGUCCAAUGUAUGAGUGGGAUCUAAUCCUAGAAAGGAAUGAGUGUGACCAAAUUAGAGUUGAGUUGUAUUGUAUCUUCAACUAUCCUCCCUCUCCAGUUGACAGCACCUUUUUUUAAUAAAUGUUAUGUUCUGUACGUUGGGUAUUGAGGAGCUGCACUACUGGACCAUUCCUGUUUUCCCACUUCAGUUCUUUUCAAAUCCAGCAUUGACUUAAGUUGUAACGUUCCCAUUCUUUGCAGUUUAAAUGACAAUCCAAGGGACCCCUCUUUCCUUAGCCUAUAAGGAAUAGUGGCAUAUGUCUGCGGUCACUGUUUUGCAUAUGGUCUGAAUCUAAUGUUCCAAUUGAAAAGUGAGAUCUGGAAAUGAGCUUGCAGUCCUUGUUGCAAACCUUACAGGUGAAAGUCCUUCAAUCAUCUGUGCAACUCCCAAGAACCUGACCCUCUUUGGAAAGUUUGUUCUGAAUUUACAAAUAACAGCACUUCAACUGCCUGUUGAGAUGGCUUGCUACAGUCUAGAUUUUGCAAACCCCUCCGCAUCAUUCAACUAGGUCCCAGCUAAUCCUGUAACUGGAGUGUCAUGUGGGGUGGGUGGGAAAUCUGGGGGACUGGCCACAUCUGUUAGUUUAGUAGUGAACAUUGAGAGGAAACGCCAGAGGCCUCUGAAACUGAAUAUGCUGUAUACAGCAUUCUAUCCAGAACCCUCUGUUUCUGUAUUGUAAUGCCAUGCUUGUUCAGUCACUGUUAAAACAUUACCACAUAUGCAGCAGUGUUUACUACCUUGUAAUUUACAGCAACAAAAAAAAACUCAAGUUCAAAAGUUGUCCUUGAAACAUUAGCAAUAUUUAAAUUGUCCAGGGUGAGCAGCUUGGUUCAUCAGUCCCAGAAAUGAGCAGCGAUGAUUUCAAUUUGCUAAAUAUUUUAUCUCAAUGCUUUGGAGCAUUGCUGAUUACAUUUUUUGCUGCAGUUAUAAUUAAAAGGUUUGUUACAGCAAUUAAUUAGUUCAUCCACACGGAGAAGAAUUAACUGGGUUUUGGCAUAACAGCAAAUAUUUGUAAAUGUAAUAUGGAUCUUAGCAAGGGGAUCUUGUACUGUUUACAGCCAGUGAGAUACUGAGCAUAUUCUGAACCUCAAAAUAGCUCUUGACUGCUUGCUGUAACCCCUCCUAAUCAAGUGACUAAACUCCUAAGCAGCUGAUUUCAAACAAAAGGAUUCACUUAAAUUUGAUAACAUGUCUAGAACAGCUGCAGUAAAUUGUUUCACAGAGGGUAUUGGGUGGGUGAAGGUCUGAGUUCGACUUCAAAUUUGCAAGCUAGUUUUUCACACUGCAUUCUGACAUGUUGCUGAUGCAGGGGAGUUGGGAGUGAGACUCCUGGGCCUGAGCCAGGUUCGAUCAGUUUGCUGUUCUUUUAAUCACUUAUUACAAACUACUCCUCUGGCAAAGGAAGCAAUCUGCUCGGAGACCUUUUUUUCCAGUAUUGUUCUGCUAGAGGCUAUUAGAGAUAAUAGAAAUGUCUUCUCUGAUUUAUUUCCCCUUCUUCCCCCUGUGGGAGUUGUGCAGGUUUUUAUAUCUCGCAACCAAACAGUGUUGCUGAAAUGGGAGGAACAGUUGGGUCCAAUAUUAAUUUCUUUGCCAGAGGCUGUAACCUAUACCAGUGUAUUACAUUUCAGGCAGGGUCUCAACAUUUUUGGGAUAAGCGAUAAGAAAUGUUAGGAAACUACCUGUCAUUGUCUGAAACAAGAGCAGAUAACCCUUGGACUCCUAGCUCUUUGCUUAUGACUCAUUUGCAGAUGUAUUCUAGAGUCUAGUCCAUGUGUCCCUGGGGUUACUUGCAUUUGAGAUUCCCUACUAUUCCAGUCUGUUGCUGGUCUGGUGGAGAUCGCCAGCUUUUGGCCCUCUCCUGGGCCUAUGGUACAGUUUGUUGCUGUGUUGAUCUGCUCCCACACUAAUGCUGUACCCAUGACCUGACUUAGUGAGGGUUCCAGCCCCGUCCUGUGGGACAACUAUAGGCAAGCAAGCCAACCUUCAUUAUAUAAUGGUCUUAGCAUUAAUGUGACUGGAAUAUUGAAUUGCUGAACUAUCAAUGGUUCUGCUGCUUUAACCUGGCUUGUGUACUGUAGUGUGGAAUCCUUUCCCGAAACACUGAACUGAAAGAAGUGACUUUUAUUAAGAAAAACACUCAAUGGGUACUGCAAAGAAACAUGAAAGGUCAGACUAUCCUUUUUUUUCAGUCUUUAUGCUCUUGAAUUGUAUUGACAGUCCUAAAUUUAUUGAGCCUCUUACAUGCACUUAAUGAACAAGAAUAGGCCCAUUGAUGGAAAAAAGGAUAAAGAAUGGAUCAGCAAGUUAAAUACGGUCUAAUCCAUUUGAUUACUAUCCCAACAAUUCCAUAAGAAGUGAUGUAUCCUGAGCUUAGCAAUUGCAGUUAAAUGCACCUAUACGGAGACUGAACUCUCACUGCUGUAGUAACUUUACCUAUAAUUAUCCUGACUGUAAGAUGCAGCAUUAAUGGACCUUUUAAGCUAAUAUGGUAGUACUGAGCCUGUCAUUAGUUGCCGGUAUUUCUUCUCCCCACUUCGAUCCUCUAUUCCAACAUGAGCAGCAUUAAUAGUUAACAAACCUAGACUGGUGAAUUUGCAAAUUACAGAAGUUAGAAAUGGAGUUGGUAGCCACUGAUCAUCUCAUCUUCCACUCCUUUCCUCCCCAUACCACCACCACCCAUCCAUCCACCCACCCACCCUCCCCAGCAAGACCAAAGUGGCUUGCUGGCCUCAUCAGUCUGCACUGUUGGAGUGCAAUAUGUGAGCAGCAGUGCUACCACUACCUAAUCUUGUAGCGGCGAUUUAGCAAUUGUGUAAGCUUAUACAAGAGGGUUGCAUUUAAACAUUGAUCUGGUCAUUGGUUUCUGCAUUUUUAAGCACGAUUGUAUUGGUAUCUUUAAUGGAGUACAGUUCUCUUUUUAAAGAAAACACUUGCAGGUGAAUGGUGCACUCUUUUCGGGGCAGGGGAAGGUUUGGAGAAGCUAUGGUGAUUGGUAAAGAAAAGGACUAUUGCAAAUAUUGCUGUCCAAUUCUAGGAACACUAUAUACUUGGCUUUCUAAAUCAAAACAAUCCUGACAAUGUCUGUUCAUGAUCAAUGUCCAAUGAACAUUCCGAUUCCUCCAGUGUUCCUCCAUGCUCCUGUCAUAUGGGUGGAUACCCAAGUAAACAGGAGGAUGGCUGGCAAAGGACAGUUGAGAAGUGAAAGGUGAUCUGCCUCAUGAAUUCACUGUUCGUUGUGUAGAAAGAGGCAGUCCUAAUUUAAGGGCAAGGGGUUUCUAUUGGGUUAAGAUGACAACGCAAGACACCUUGCUUCACCAUCUCCGAGGCGGCAGGUUUAACGUAAACUUGAGGUUUUCUGACCUUGCAGCUUCAGAGGGCAAUCAGCACUCCAGCUUCUGAUCACCUCGCUCUCUUUUUUUAACCCCCCCCCCCCUCGACAUUUUUGCAGUUUUCAAAUGUGAUAAUCCCACUUUUUUUGGAAUGUGUAUCUUUGAUUUCAUGACUUGAGAGCAAUGAAAAUUCAUUGACGAAUGCUAUUGCUACUCAAGUCUUUGACUCGUGGCUAUGAUGGUGAGUUUGAAAUCACUUGGAGCUAGUGAAGCUGCGUGCUACACCAGUUAUGAUGUCUACUGAGUUUUCUGCCUUGAAAAAGAAUAAAAUGGUCAAGGGAGGGAGAUGUGUGGAAACUUUCGGAGAUGCAUAAUAGCCUAAUUUCUAAGUAACUACAUAGCAUCCCUAUUUCAAGAGGUUUAUGGGGGGAGGAUGAGAAACUGAAAUCUUUGACUUUUAACCCUUCCUUCCACUCCUCCCUAAGUGUUCUUCAUUGACAAUGAUGUAUUAUACAGAUGUUAGCUUUCUUUACUUGAACAUUAAAAACAUUGUUUGGUUUUAUUUUAUUUUUUAAUGGAUUUGGCACUAACUGAUCGAAAUCUUAAGUUUCUUUUUCCUUUUGGUUUCCUUUUGCUUGAAUGAUUUAAGAUGUUUGUAAAGGUUAAGAGUAUAUAUUUCUAAUGUACAUUGUAAUUUCAUUUCAGAUUUCAUAUGCAACAAAUUAUUUUUUCAAAAAAAAUUGAAAACCAAGAGAUAUUGACAUUGUAUGCUUCAGAAAAAGACAUAACGAUGGCAGGAUUUUUUCAAAUUAUGUACAUUUUACUUUCUUGAAAGGAAUGGUUAUUUUCUGUUAAGGAAAGCGGAUGCAAAUAAUUCCUUUAUUGUAGACUGAAUAAUAUCCCAAUUUUCUACUUUGGAACAUUGUGCAAUACUUGCUUGAUGCUAAAAUGUUUUUUGCAGAUUUGUUGUAGGUGAGGUCAGAGCUGUAUAGUUUAUAAUGUUCCGGAUCUUUUUUAAGUUUGUAUUAAAAGCAUGAAAAUUGGA
Chiloscyllium plagiosum (whitespotted bambooshark) is the source of this 7031-nucleotide messenger RNA. Its product is annotated as protein Tob2-like. Gene Ontology annotation, cellular component: cytoplasm; nucleus. The record is from RefSeq and is a predicted model, not a curated record. Gene Ontology annotation, biological process: regulation of gene expression. Lineage: Eukaryota; Metazoa; Chordata; Chondrichthyes; Orectolobiformes; Hemiscylliidae. Gene Ontology annotation, molecular function: transcription corepressor activity.